GCCUUAUCCUGAGGUGCACACAGCUGUCCGUGAAUCAGAGAGGGAAGAAAAAAAUCGACUGAAGCACACAAUGCAGUUUCACUGUGGGGCUUAUCCACCCAGGAUUCACGGACUGCCAGCUUUUCAGAUUAUAACGAACCGUAUAUGUACCUGAUUUUGACGAUCAGAUUUCAGUCUAACGCUUUAGAAAUCCCUGUAGAGACCGUCUUUGAGAGAGCAGUUCAUCUACACCGCGGCUAAAAGAGGGAAAUAGAUUCAGCUUCGCCCGACUGAGUGGAUUAGACAGAGGGCCGCGGGCGGAAGGAGGUGCCCUUCCCGGCCUACUCUACAGGGCUCGGCCGGCGCUCCCGCAGCUGAAACUCGAGCUCGGGGCCUCGGGGCCUGCGGCGGCUCUGAUGAUCUGAUGGAGAAACGAAACGGGCAGCAGCCAGAAGAGAGCGAUCCGAUACAUCGGCCACUUUGGAGCGGUGGGUACGAUCGGAAUAACGCCGCUCUGAUUAUCGCUUAUACAGCACAAACAAGCGAGGGCGAUUUUUGUGUUUGAGAGAGAGCGGCAUCUGCUGAACAAUCCGAGCAAGUGGAAGCAUUUUUUUGGGCUCAGACGGCUUCACCUUUCUCUCCUCUGCUCGUCAAAGGAUCGCUAGCUUUGGCUGGCUAACCAAAGAUGAGACCAAUAAUGUCUUGACACGACGACGGUAACGCAGAAGGGAAUAUUCUAAAUAUAUAGAACCUUUUUUAUGGAGACAGUCUCACAGAUGGACAGGCAUGACUCUCAUAAGACAGCACUGUGCUGACACCAUGCAGUCUACAACUGGUACAAAGCUAUAAGCAAGAAUAUUAACUCUGCUUUAAACUGGGACACCUACAUUGGUUAAGGAGGUUUUGGGUGUCUUCGGCUAAAGUAAGGUUCCUUCACGGGCCAGGUGUUAGUGCCUUGUGUGUGGACUUGCAGUACUUUUUGACAUGGACGGUCCGAGUCGAAGCGGAGGGUUAAGACAGAGCCGUCGCUCCCGUUCUCAGCGCGACAGAGAGCGGCGGCGAAGGAGAGCAAACCUUGGGCCUUCGUCACCUUCCUCAGCCUCGGAUCAGGAGCUUUGCAGAGGAGACUCCCUCCUCGGUGCUAGUGGUGGAGAAUGUCGGCCCGUCUUUCCUGGUGCCAGACACCGGCCCCCGCGUCGGAGGAAGCGAGAAUCGGUGUCGUGUGAGGAAGACAUCAUUGAUGGAUUUGCUAUAGCCAGCUUCAUAAGCUUGGAGGCCCUGGAGAUGGACUGUUCUCUGAAGCCACCAGAGCGAGCUGGAAUGCUGAUGGGGAGAGGCAACAAAAGGAAGAGAGGUGUGGAUGAGAAUGGCGGGCCUCUCUCAGAGCGUGAGGAAGGAGCUCCAGCUACGUACACCACCAGCAGCUGGGAGAAACGCAAGAAUGAGAAAAGGAAGAGAGAGGCUAAGGUCUCAGGAAAUCUCAUGGAGACAGGAUACAUUUGUGACACGGAGAGUGAGUCAGGAGAUAAGGCCUCUGACAAUGAUAUGGAGCCUACGUUCAUCGUUAGCACUAGAGAAGUGGUAUCCAACCCAGUGAGCAUGGCUUCUUCUGUGAGCAACGGCUGCACCCUGUUGCCUUCAAACAGUGGGCCACCCCGUCUGUCAGUGACGCCCCGAGUGUCUGGCUUAGAGCGAAGUCAGGAGAGGAGUCUGGAGCUGCCUUAUCCUGAAGCUACCUCGUCCGGUCUACCCGGCCUUUUGCCCCGCUCCCCUGCCUCUGUUGCGACCCCGCCGUCUGAACAGCACAAUGGAAAUGCUGGACCACACCAACGCAGUCCCCCACGACAAAAGCCCUUUCUCCCCUUCCCUAGCCGGACACAAACAGUCUUCAGUAAUGGGAACAGGAGUGGUACCUCAGUUAAGACUCAGUCUUCAUCUGCCUCUUUAUCAAUCCGCCCGCCCACACCCUCCACUAGUGUGCCUGCUGGCCGAGGCCCUUCUGGGACAGGAGUGCUCCGCCCCUCUUCACGGCCCAGUCCUGGUGCUCUUUUCACCCCUUCUCCUGGCCUGCCUCCACCUCCUCCUCUCCUGCAGUCCCCUCGCUCUGCAACAGAUCAAGACUUGUACAGGCAAGACCUGAACACGCACUUCCUAGCCUCCCAGGGUGCAGAGCGUGAGAAUAGAGCUUCAGGGAGCAGUGCAGGAGUCAAUUCAAGCUCAGGGUCAGGAAGACCCUCUGCCUCUGCCUCCAGCUCGAGCACCUCCAGCAGGACUUCACAGGCCCAGGCCUCCAUCCCUGCUAUGUACCAGUUCCAUCACCAUAACCAUCAGCACCAACACACCCACACCCACCAACACUUUCUGCAUCCACCUGCUGCAGCACCUCCUAUGUUUGAGAAAUAUCCAGGCAAGAUGGAUGGUCUUUUUCGACACCCAUUUUUCUCUCAGUACCCACCACCUGUGCCUGGAAUUCAGCCUGUACUACCCCCAACUGGACCACUUAGUUCCCUACAAGGAGCUUUUCAGCCCAAGCUUCUUGCCCUCCAGGGACCUGCCCCAGAGAUGACUGCUCGUCUAGGAGUGGUACCUCCCCACCUGCAACCUAAAGACCCAAGAAUCUCAGAUCCAUUUGCACCUUCAUUGAAAGUCAGUAAUAAGCCAGGCAAGUGGUGUGCUAUGCAUGUGCGUGUGGCCUGGAUGAUUUUGAGGCAUCAGGAGAAAGUUAAGUUGAUGCAGGCAGAUCCUCAAAAGCUGGACUUCCGUAAUGACCUGUUGCCACGUCUCCCUGGGCCUGGUGGCAUAGGAGGAAUAGGGGGUCUUGGAGCACUUGGGGGUCCUUUGCCUCCAACUCAUGAACUGGCCAGGCCAGGCAGCCUCUUUGCAGCUGCUGGUGGAGUCAAUCCAUCCUCCACUCCAUUCAUCUCUCCAUCAACGCCCCACUCUUCUUUCCUCACCCCAGCAACACACCUGGAUCCAUAUGGCCGCUCGCCACCCUUCCCACCCUUGGGAGCCCUGGGCUCUGGUGCCUUCGGAGGACUGGGUAGCCCCUCACUGACUGCUAGUUCUGUGUUUGGCCAUAAGGCAGAAUCUUCUGCAAGUGCAGUAGGAGGAUUGGGUAACCCGCAUGAACAAUGGAAUCGCCUGCAUGUUGCCCCUCCCUCUUUCCCCUCAGGGCCCUCUUGGGCCAAAGGACUAGAGAAAAGGGAUGAGAGAGAGAGGGGAAAAGACAUGGAGAGAAGAGAGCUGACUCACAUAAAAGAUGAAAAGGACAGAGACAGCUUACUGUAUGGUCGUCCACCUGUGCGAAUGUCUCCCAGUGCCCCAUCACUCAAGCACCGCAGCAGCACCCCCAGCUCUCACAUGAAUGGCCUUGGCCCCCUGAGUGGAGGUGCUGGACAGUCAGAUGGACAAAGCAGGGAGCGGGAGCGUGAAAGGGAACGUGAAAGGGAAAGAGAGCCAGACAAGAGACACCAUUCAGUUUCAGCCUCCAGGGCACAAGCAUCGACUUCCUCAGCACCAGACAGACCUCGUUCGUCCACAUCGUCUGUUCUUGCGACCCCUCCUCCAAAUGCCCCCUCAGCACCCUCCCCUCUGGACCUAUUUCCCAGACAAGCACAUGCUCUGAACUCCGAGCCCUCCCAUCCAUCCCAAAGGGAGAGCAGCGGUCCAGCCUCUUCCUCCUCUUCUGUUAGUUCUCUUCCGGUCAAGAAGCCAGAUCGGACAACAACUCCAGUUUCUAAGCAGCCUGCUGGUCUCCCUCCUGGGCUGCCUCAUCCCCCAGUGAAGGUGAAAGAGGAGAGAAAAGAAGAGCCUGAACAAGUGCCCAUCUCUCUACCACACCCAGGCAUACCUCCUCAUAGCUUUGAGCGGCCCAACAGUCGCCAUACUCACCACCCUUCAACCCCGUCUUCAACCCUCUCAUUGACUCCCACACCUGGAGUGCCUCUUCCCCCUCCUACCCAGCACCCUACCCACCACCCUACCCACCACCAUCUCUCUCUCUUGGAUCGCACUCGUGCUAUUGAGGCUUAUCUGGGUGGAGCUGGCGGUUCGGCCGGACUGGUUGUAGGGGCUCCCGGGGAUCGAUUUUCAGUCCAUCCACAUACACCACCCCAAGGCCACUCUCAGCCUCCUCACAGCUUCCCCUGGGAUACGUGGAGGGAUCUUGCUGCUCAACAGCAGCAGCAUCGUAGAGAGAGUGUCUUGGCUCUGCAGCCAGAUCCCCAUCUCGCACUGCGCUCUGACCCACACUUCUCCCGCCUGUUUCAGCAUCCGCAUGCACGAUACCUAGAGGCAGAGAGGGCAGCAGCUGUAGCGGCAGCAGUGGCAGCUGGCCAACAUCAUCCACAAGCACCUACCUCCACUGCUUCGUCCUCAGUGGCCCGUCCAGAGUUUGGACUGAUGUCUCAUCCUUUUGACCGCCCACCUCAGGUUGGUGGUCCUGGUGGUGGAUUGCUGGAUGAGGAUCAGCGUACCCAGAUCCUGCGAGAGGACUUUGAGAGGGUGCGCUACUUUGGGAUGCAUCCACACCUUGCUGCACCUCAUUUGCCCAGCCCAUCUGCAGCCCACCUAGAGCAGCUGCAUGCAGGCUUACUGUCUCACUCUCAGCUCCAUCCUGCUGGAGCUUCUGCACCUUCACCGCAUCACUCACUCUAUUCUCGCUUGGGCCCCUUGCAUCCACAUGUUCCAAAUGGAAUUCUCGCUAAGGCACCAAGUCUAGUAGGGCCCUUGUCAGUUGGUGCACCCCCUCCGCUCAUUCCAUCUGCAACUAGGCCCUCCACUCCACCUCGUAGUUCCAGACUUGGUGGUGCUGGAGAUUUGGCCCUGUUCAGCACACACAAGGAUGGCGAGUCCAGAUAGUACUAGGUGAGACUGAAGCAGUUAAGGAAUUUACUGCUCUUGAACUGCUCUUCCUACUAAUGGAAGGACAUGCAGGAGCCCAACCUGCUGAAGCUAAAAAGAUCGUACGUGAGUGUUCUGAUGACCUGAGUGGAGGGCAGAGAGACUUCACAGGGCUGCUCAGUAUAUUUAUCCACUGUGGUUAUAUUGGUGCAAUUUAAGGUACUCUUUCUCCCCACUCCCCUCCUGUGCUUUUGAUUUAUAUUUAGGAUUUUGUUUCUCAAAGAGGCCGGUGGAUGUUCAGAGACUAAAGGCUGUGUCCUGUCAUAUGAAGAGAGAUGCAUACAAGCCUUGCAAGGCUGUUCUCCAGGCUGAUGGAUCCAGAAUUGUAUUCAGAGAUGAUGUUUGCAUUUUAACACAUCAGUUGACAUAUCUGUUUCCCUCUAUGAACUCAUGGCUGCAAAAAAGCCCGUAGAGAUUGAGAUCUGCAUAUGAAGAAGUGGGGAAAAAAAAGUUGAACAAUGGCUGAAGUAGUGCUUCUCAGAUUGUCUAGUGUGUGCUUUGUCUGUAACUAGAGAGAAAAAAAGCACUGUUGUAAAAUGAACUUAAAGAAACACAUCUUCAGCUUCCUGUUCUUAAUUAGUCCACAGCAGAGGCACAACUUCCAUGAACGUUACAAAGAACGUCUGCAGAUUUAUUUUAUUUUAAUCUUUAAAAACUAUUAUUAACUGUACAUCUUGUUUGAUAAUAUUUUAAAAUUUAAAGGAAAAAAUCUCAUUCUCCUACACUCUGAUACAUGAGCUGGGACAGAAUACAGUAGAAUAGUGAUAUUGCUUUUGUAAUUAUUGUUAACAUUAAUUACCUUAUAUAAUAAACAUAUUCACUGUUUGUCAUCAUGUCAUGGUUUCAGGUCUCACCAGUUGCACUCCCUUGUUAGAACAACUUUCUAUUUUGAUCCAGGAAAUGGCGGCACAUUACAACUGCUACAAGAAAGUAUAUAUACAAAAUGCCAGUGAACUGGGAUUGUAACCAUUACCAAGCCUGUCCCCUAUGUUGCUGGUUGCUGAAUAUAUUUAUGAAUGGUAAAAGAUCGAAUUCCCAAUGUGGAGAACAUCUUCCACAAAAGACCCACGUCAGAUAGAUAUGGAGUGCUGUGUACGUGUAAACAAACAGCAGGAUUGAAGGGACUCUAUUUGAGAACAGGACAUUCUGGUUUAAUUAUUUGAGCAAAAACGAUUUUAUACCUUUUAAAUAUGUUCCCCUUGAAAAGAAAGCAACAAAGAUUAAUUAUUAAACAAAUCGUUGGUUAUUUA
Messenger RNA from Pygocentrus nattereri (red-bellied piranha), 6131 nucleotides. RefSeq names its product fibrosin (gene fbrs). The transcript has 19 exons. The record is from RefSeq and is a predicted model, not a curated record. Lineage: Eukaryota; Metazoa; Chordata; Actinopteri; Characiformes; Serrasalmidae. The coding region runs from base 964 to 4839 and encodes 1291 amino acids.